This is a messenger RNA of Kuraishia capsulata CBS 1993, 1212 nucleotides long. RefSeq lists its product as uncharacterized. Gene Ontology annotation, cellular component: eukaryotic translation initiation factor 3 complex. The record is from RefSeq and is a predicted model, not a curated record. The transcript has a single exon. Bases 1 to 1212 code for a protein of 403 amino acids. NCBI's taxonomy places the organism in Eukaryota, Fungi, Ascomycota, Pichiomycetes, Pichiales, Pichiaceae. Gene Ontology annotation, biological process: cytoplasmic translational initiation.
AUGAGUUUUGCCAUUGUUUUAGACAGAUACUUCAGUGAAUCUUUGUCCGAGUAUGCUGUCCUUUUGGACGCUUACACCGAGACCACUGAGUACAGCGAGAAAUUCGCCGACCUCGAUGAAAAUUCGCCAGGCGUCUACCAACAAGUUCUCUCCACAUUGGAUGUUUUGAAUUCUUUGAAGGACAAGGACUUUGAAGCAACUUAUAAUCUAUUGAUCCACAUUCUUACACUUUCGGGCGAGGCAGAGUCAUUAAUAAAAGAAUCAGGCCUUUUGGAGAAACUCGUCGAUCUGGCUCCAGAGUCUGAUGGAUUGUUGGCCCACAGCAGAUCUUCCGUUAAGGCUACCACUAUCAUCUCAGUUUUAUCGAGCAUUUUUAACCUCAUUCCAGAGACCUCUGCUUUGAGAAUCGCGAUUUUGAAAGACAUCAUUCUAGUGACGAAGAAAUCGUCAAGUGCAUCUUUGCUUCUUCCUAUAACAGACAACCUAAAGCUUUGGUUUGAGGCUGCUGGUGCUUCCCAAGACGAAGUCAAGGUUGCCCUUGUUGACCUGGCCACUUUGUUUGCUGCUGAGUACCCAAAGGAAUCUUUGAGACUGUCCAAGAUCAUUGUCACCUCGUUGCCAAACGUGACCAACGAAGAUGCCACCACGCUGAUCGGCAAGGUGCUGAGCUCCGGUGAUAUUACAGACAUUUACAGCUAUGCCUCCAUCCCAGCAGUCAAGGCCCUUGCCUCUGGCUCCGAAUUUGACCAGAAAGUUUCGCAAUUGGUCACAAUCUGCAACUCGGUUGAGUUGGCUCAAUACGAGCAGUUCCAAACCGCCAACUCGGAGGUGUUCGCCAAGUUGAACGUGUCUCCAGAACAGCUGUACAACAGAUUGCGUGUUUUGGUCAUCAGUAAAUGGGCAACCAAGAAGCAGACUCUCCCAUACUCCAAGAUAUCCACAGAAUUGUCCAUACCCGAGGACCAGGUGGAAGAAUACAUCAUCAACUGUAUCAAGGCCGGCGUGUUGGAGGGAAAGCUCAACCAGUCUUCUCAAGUGUUUUACGUGCAUAGAGUUUCCGUCGUUGGCGACUUUGGAUUGGAACAAUGGAAGCUGAUCAGGGCAAAGCUGAACACAUGGAAGGGCUCUUUGAAAGCCAUCAAGGAAACUGUUGAUCAGGCUAAGACGAAGAAACGUGCGGGGCAACCAAAGGAGCAAAAGGUGGCAGCAUAA